AUGCACGACAACACAUCCUCGCCGGUUCAAGCGCUUCCGCCUGCCAGCCUCGACCAAUUGCAGGAUGACGAGCUGGCCGCCACCCAGCAGUCCAUCUUAGAGGAGCUGCAUACAAUUAGCGAGCAAGCAAUCAUGCACAACCCACAUCCAGACAGCCUCAGCACCCAAGCGAUUGCACAGCAAGCGGCCCAUGCCAUACCGACAAAUGGCCAGCUGGUCGCAGUCGAACCAAGUACAUCAGAGGUGCACAAGGUGCAAGAGACAGUAACAUCAGCUUCUAUCCCUCUGCUACCCGAGUCGGAGCAGCUCCAGGAAGCAUUUGUGGACAACGCGCAGCAGCUGCUCAUCCAAGCCAUUGCGACAGAAACUGCACUUGCAGUCACCCAGCUUCCUACCACCAUGGACGGUCAGCUUGAUUCCCAUCUUGAUCCCCAUCUUGACCACACCAACCUCUUCGACGGCAUCGAUGCCGGCGCUUUCAGUGAUAUCGAACUCAGCCCCCCGGUCCGGCGGCAAGCAUUUUUGCCCUCGAUAGAUGCCCCUGUCAGCACCAUUCACGCUCAAUCUCCAGCCUCGCCAACUCGCAACGGAAAUCUUCAAGCAUCACAGCCCCUCAACCCACUUGAGCUGACUCCAGCCGGAAAGGAUGCACCGCCUGAAGAGCUGCCAGAAGCCAGUCAGAUGGCCUCCUUCCUCGACCCACAGUUUGCCGGCUUCAAAACGGGCCAUGGAAAGCAUGCCAAACCGAGUGAAAAGUCUUUGCAAGCGGCACGAAAGCUGUUUCUUGAUCUGCAAGAGUUGCACGAUCCGCUGCUGCCGCCAGCAGCUUCCCAGGCAUUGUCGCCACAGCUGCGACCGCGAACAUUCGACUCGCCUUCUAAGCAAAGUCUCACAGCACCGAAGCGUCGCUUUACAAGGCCAACGAUCGACAGAACGCCGUUGCAGGAGGCAGUCCCCAAACAGAUCAGUCUCAUGCCAAACGCAAGCCAAUCUCCUCCACCGAAAGGCAAACUUGCAUCAUCCCAGGUCAUCUCAGCAGCACAAGCAAUGUCAACCAGCCAAGUAGAGCGUCAGCCUUUCGCCACGCCCAAGCCCAUACGCAACGGCCUCUUUUCCAGCGCUACCAGCCUAGCAAGUCCUGUGCGGACUGCAGCUGCUGCUGCCGCUUCUCCGUCACGCUUCACCACACCACAGCCGAGCAAGCGUAUCAACCUCAUGCCCAGGGUCGACAUCGGUGGUAGCACAGGCAGGAAGCGAACGCUGCCCAAGUUCGUUACGCCUUUCAAAAACGGCAAGCGUCCAAAAACGGAUGAGCAGCAGGAGCUCGCUUCACCCCUACGCAGGCCCAACAACGGUCUCACGCAUGACCUGCAUCCUCCAUCACCUAUUGCCAACCGUUACUAUCCGCCUCCUCAGAGACUGGCAAAGGCAGGUCCCUCCUCAGAAGGACCCACAGUAUUCCACCUGCAUUCCAGCACACCUCGUCAGAAGCUUGCCGAUCUAGGGCGACCAGAACAAGUCUCUGCACUGCAAAUGAUAGCAAAAGGUGUACCGGACGAAGUCUUGGUCAUUCUCAACGACGCCUCCCGCGCAUCGCAGUACGCCUUUGAAGCAGCCAACGGUGAGCUCCUCAUGCAACAGAAUGCUUAUGACCAGCUUCGCGCCCGGGCUUGCAACAUUGCUACGCUUCCUUGGGUGAGCAACCACUGGACUUUGAUCUUAUGGAAGCUUGCCGCCAUCGUCCGACUGGAUCCUGGCUCAGCAUCAGAACGUUGGAGUUGGGAUGAGCUGAUCCGUCAACUUCUCUAUCGGUAUGAGCGCGAGGUUAACCGCGCGCGAAGAUCAUGUCUGAAGAGGAUACAGGAGCACGACUCCUCCCCCGCACGACCGAUGGUGCUCUUCGUCUCCAAGAUCAUGGAGGAAGAGAAGGAAAUCCAAGAUCGAUCUGGCCAAGUGGUUGUCCGGAAAAACACUCUUCUCGAGCUAUCCGAUGGAUGGUACCGUAUUCAAGCGCAACUCGAUCCUGUUCUGGCCUCUGCUUGUCGACGCGGUCGGGUGCGCAUUGGACAGAAACUCGCGAUUAUGGGCGCAACCCUUGACGCGCACGGUGAAGGCAACGAAGUACUGACAGCAUAUCACAUGUCCAGUCUCGUGCUCUCCUCCAACUCUGUCUCUCUAGCUCGUUGGGACGCCAAGUUAGGCUUCACAUCAACAAGAUUCUUUGCGAGCUUGCGAAGUUUGACGCCAGAAGGCGGACUGGUGUCGUUGAUGGAUGUCGUCAUCACCAAAGUCUUUCCGCUUGCUUAUGUUGAUACGGAGAGGAACGGAAGCCCGUCUGCUCCAAGGGGCGAACAAGAAGAGGCCGAAGAGCAACAAGUUUGGCUGAAGCGAAGAGAAGAUGCAAUGCAGCAACUCGAGAUGAAUCUUGAAAGCGAGAACAGCAAGUUGUUCGAUCUUGUCGAAGCGUUGUCGGAUCUGGCUAGUGAUAGCUUCUUGCCUUCCAUUCCCGAUGAUCCGAUGGGUAGGCUGGAAGCAAGUGCGCAGCAGUUGUUCGAUCAGCUACGUGCGAAGCAAGAUCCUGCAUCAGCGGUGAAAGAGCUAGUCAUUGCAAAAGGGCAUUCAAACCUAGCACCGUGGCUGCAUGGGAUAGCCAAGAGUGCUUUGUUGGCAGAAGACAUGGGUGGGCUAGGAGCAAGGUUAGCGGCAGAUUUGGACCGUGCAUGUCCACCAAGGAAGGUGCGCGAAUUUAGGGUGGUGCGGUUUAGAGACGCUCGCUUACCCCCACCUUGUCCACCCACAGCAGCAGCGGCGUCAGCAACGGCAUCAGCAGGUGCAGGAGGGGCAAAGAAGAGGAAUCCGCACGCACGAACCGUCCAGCUCACAGUGUGGGACGCAGCUCAGCUAGGCGAAGAAUUGCAAGAAGGGCGUCGAUUUUGCGUCACCAAUCUGACGCCGUCUUCUAAGUCGGCAUGGCGUAAACCAGAUGAAGUGGCGGAUGUGUUUCUCUCUACGAGGCGCGAUACUAAGUGGCGUCCUGUCUCGUAG
Molecule: messenger RNA, 3045 nt
Organism: Ustilago hordei
Lineage: Eukaryota; Fungi; Basidiomycota; Ustilaginomycetes; Ustilaginales; Ustilaginaceae
Product: putative Rad51-associated protein Brh2
Exons: 1
Coding region: 1-3045 (1014 amino acids)
Biological process (GO): double-strand break repair via homologous recombination; regulation of DNA-templated transcription
Source: RefSeq, a predicted model, not a curated record